AUGGAGGACAUCGUACAGCUCAAUCAAGACUACCAGAUACUUAUCUGCCGGCUUUGUCAGUCGGCCGUUCGACCCGGCAGCAGCAUCGAGCUACAUUUUCGGCGGCAGCAUCAGCUUAAGGGACAAAUACUCAAGGACAUCAAAGACUACUACAGCACACUUGAACUAGCUGACCCGAAGCUUGCCAUCUCACACGGAUACAGCUGCAACGCGUGCCGAUAUCUUACUAUUGCACGCGAUAGUAUCGUCCGUCAUCGGCGAGAGGCAGGGCACGAUAUAGCAGAGGAACCGUGGAUUAAGGUGCGGCUACAGACGUGGAUAGGAGGAAAGCAUGCACGCUACUGGAUCGUUCGAGAUGACAGCGACAGUAAUGGCCCGUCCGAUAUAGCUGAUACAGCUGAUACUACCAGUCGGAGUGCUAUGGAUGAGCUUAUUGCUAUAAGUCAGGCUCGAUUGGAAGAGGAAGAUGCCGUACGACUACGGAAGGGUGACUUGAAGGAAGAGAUCGACCGUGACUCGCCGUGGGUCAAGAGGCUAGGUUGGGUACGACACAGACAUGGCUAUAUGAAUAUUCAAAUAAGGCCUUAUAUGAAUAUGCAUGAAUAUAUUCCGUUCACGGUUUCCAGGCUGUACUGA
Messenger RNA from Fusarium poae, 636 nucleotides. RefSeq lists its product as uncharacterized. The record is from RefSeq and is a predicted model, not a curated record. The transcript has 2 exons. NCBI's taxonomy places the organism in Eukaryota, Fungi, Ascomycota, Sordariomycetes, Hypocreales, Nectriaceae. Bases 1 to 636 code for a protein of 211 amino acids.